AUGCGAGAUGUAGUCGAACUUAUCAACGAAUAUGUAAUUGAAGUCGCAGUUGAAGACCGAGCCAAAGAGAUACUAGAGUCCAUGGGGUUUAAAUUAAUUCGAAAAAUUCAUGGAUUUGAACGAUCUUAUCUUGCUAAACUACCUGAAAAUUCUCUUAAAAAUGCUUCAAGAGUAAUUAGCCGAACUAAAAGAAGUGCUGAGAUUGUUUUGAUCGAGCAACAAGAAAGACUCAUUCGAACUAAACGUGAUUUCGUAACUUGGAAUGAUCCUAAAUAUCCGGACAUGUGGUAUUUAAAUCGAGCUGCUUUGAAGGGUGGUAAUGAAGUAGAUCUCAAUGUUCAAGAAGCCUGGCAACUAGGAUAUUCAGGUAAAGGAGUUGUCGUGACAAUUAUGGACGACGGAUUAGAUCAUACCCAUCCUGAUCUUGCUGCUAAUUAUGCCAAAGAUGCAAGCUGUGAUGUAAAUGAUGGCGAUCGUGACCCGAUGCCCAAUACAACCAACCCGGAAAACAAGUGA
This is a messenger RNA of Rodentolepis nana, 516 nucleotides long. The record is from the annotation of a GenBank genome assembly. Lineage: Eukaryota; Metazoa; Platyhelminthes; Cestoda; Cyclophyllidea; Hymenolepididae.